This is a messenger RNA of Limulus polyphemus (Atlantic horseshoe crab), 1613 nucleotides long. RefSeq names its product cell cycle checkpoint control protein RAD9A-like (gene Rad9). The transcript has 12 exons. NCBI's taxonomy places the organism in Eukaryota, Metazoa, Arthropoda, Merostomata, Xiphosura, Limulidae. The record is from RefSeq and is a predicted model, not a curated record. Gene Ontology annotation, biological process: mitotic intra-S DNA damage checkpoint signaling; cellular response to ionizing radiation; DNA replication checkpoint signaling. Gene Ontology annotation, cellular component: checkpoint clamp complex. Bases 425 to 1477 code for a protein of 350 amino acids.
GAUAUGUCUAAAGGGAUCAUGACUGUGACAGCGUGAAGGUUUUUGUUUUUCUUGAUUUGUUAAAAUAUAUUAUUACGUACAUAUCUAUUUCUAUUUGAAAGAGUUUGAAAUAUUCUGUCAGUAGAUUUGGACACAGCUUAAUAAUUCAAGAUGAAAGGAAUUAUUCCAGGGAAUAAUGUAAAAGUAUUUGGUCGUGCAAUUCAUGCUCUUGCAAAAAUUGGAGAAGAUAUCUACAUUGAAUCUGAGGAAGCUGGUGUAAGGUUUUUAUAGUAUUUCAAAAGGUAUUACCUGAUAUAGUGUAUUUCAAACAAAUCAUAACUUAGUAGAAUCACACUUGCUCUGUUAUUUUAUCUAAACAGAGAAACACUUCUCACAUCAUCUAUGUCGUAUCCAGUGAUGAGUUUCCACCAAUACAUAUUGAAAAAUGCUAAACAGUCUCUCUCGUAUAUUCAUAUACAUUAAGCUCUUUCUUCAGACAGUUAACUCGGCUCGAUCAGCAUAUGCCUGUUUAUGUCUCAGUCCUCAUUUUUUUGCUAUCUAUGAAGAAGGAAGUGGAAUAAAGUGGAAAGUGGCAAUGAAAUCCUGUAUGAUGGCAUUUAAGUCUCUCACUAGUCUGGAGAAAAAUGUAGACAAAUGUUGUUUGGAGCUUGGAACUAAUGAAGACAAAUUAAUUGUGCAACUGCAUCAAAAACAUGGAAUGGUGAAAACAUUUUAUAUUCCAGUUAUUGAGAGUGAGACUCUUCAAGCAGUUUUUCAGAAGAAUGGUUCUGCCAGUACACUUACAGCUCAGUCUAGACUAAUGUCAGAUGGCAUUCAAAACUUCCAAGCAAGUGUUGAAGAGGUAACUCUGUCUGUAUCUCCUGAUAAAGUAACUCUUUGUAACUUUGUUGAUGAUGAACCAGAUCCAACCAAAGUUGUUCACACAGCUUUGUCAUUAGAACCAGAAGAAUUUGAAAAUUACCAGCUAAAUCACUGUGCAGAAAUAACUUUUUGUCUCAAAGAGUUCCGGGCAGUAUUGACUUUAUCAGAGGGCAGUAAUGUUCCUGUUUCUAUCAGUUUUGAAGAUCCAGGGAGACCUAUAAUCUUCAGUGUAAAAAUUGAACCAGACUUAGAAGCUGAUUUUGUACUGGCCACUCUUGCUGAUCAUAAUAAGGGACAGUUAUCAUCAUCUGGUUCUUCAUCUCCUCAGAGAAACAUCAAUAAGCCCACUAGUGUUGUUGUUAGUAGGCCAAGAAAAUCACUGAACAAUAAGCAUGCACAAGAAGUUGUGUCAAAGCAAGCACUACACUUACCACUUACAAGUACUUCACCUUCAAUGGAACAUAAAGAAAUGGAGGAAUAUGUAGUUCCUGGAACACCACCAAGCAAAAGAUUUUGCUCUAUGUUUUUGGGACUGUCACAACCGAGCCAGUUCACUUCCAUGGCUCCCGAUCCUGAUGAAGUUUUAGCAGAGGCUACAGAUGAAGAAGAGAGUUGAUAACUGUGGAAUGGAGGUUAUUUUGCAAAUAGAUGUUGUUUAUAAUUUUAUUUCUUUAAUAAAUUAGCCAUACAUUGUAAUAUUUGAAUAAUUUAUGUAUUUGUUAUGCAGAAAAAUAAAUAAAGGUAACAUGUAA